Messenger RNA from Lucilia cuprina (Australian sheep blowfly), 5787 nucleotides. It is a transcript of the gene comm, whose product is annotated as protein commissureless 1. Gene Ontology annotation, biological process: axon guidance. The coding region runs from base 283 to 1434 and encodes 383 amino acids. The transcript has 2 exons. NCBI's taxonomy places the organism in Eukaryota, Metazoa, Arthropoda, Insecta, Diptera, Calliphoridae. The record is from RefSeq and is a predicted model, not a curated record.
ACAGCAAACGAAACGGUCAUGUUUUCGAACAACUACUAACGAAACGGAAAUUAAAAAAUAUAAAUUAAAAAAAACACAUUUACAACUAACAAAAAAAAAGAAAUAUUUACGUGAAAUUAUAAAAGAAAUUUUGAAUAAAAUUACAUACAAAAAAAAUUAAAACAAAAAUUCUAUGUUCAAAUUAUAAAAAAACAAAAGUGUUAAACAAAACCAAAGUUUAAACAAAAAAAAAAAACCUCAACCAAAUACUUUUUUUAAACAAAAACAACAAACAAACCAAACAUGUCUUUACCCAUCACCACCUUAAGACCGGAUUACCUAGAAACCUCCACCUUAACAACACCAAACUUAAUGGCGGAUGAAUCGCAAACUGCUUCACCCACAAUUAUGGAUAUGUGGAUGUCUCAGUUACAAAAAGAUCAUCCGGAAAUAUCCUUUGUCAUACCUAGUCAACAUGAUAAUCAACAUAUCGACAAUAUGAUGCAAUUCAAGCAAUUGCUAGAGCAAGUUGGCAAUACUGCUUACGAUACCAUAACAGCAGGUUCCCAACAUCAUGAAACGAAUGUUUUAAUAGAUUCCAUGGGUCAGACCAUAACACAUGAUCAGAUAUCGAAUAGUGCAGUUUUAAAUAUGGCCGAUGUAAAAAAUAAUGCUUUAAAUGGUUUGGAGAGAUUUUUCUCCGGCACCGAUAUGCAUUCAUUGAUCAAUUAUUUGUGGGUUGGUGUGGUCACCUCGUUGAUAGUGUUGACUGUGAUAUUUGUGCUGUUCAGUUGUUAUUUCUAUAGGAAGUUUCGCGAAUGGAAGAAAUGCAAUAAAGAUAUUCGCGCUCAUUUAAAUAACGAUUUGUAUGCUGGAGGAGCAGCAAUGCCUUGUGUUUCAGCUGCUGCGGCUGCUGCAGCUAAUCCUGAGGCAGCCUAUUAUCAAAUGGAAUCACCACCCUGUUAUACCAUUGCCACCGGUCUACCUACCUAUGAUGAAGCUCUACACCACAAUCAACAACAUUUUGCCUUUGGCAUGAAAUUCAUUUAUCCCACUUUGGCUGCUGUACAUCAUCAAGCCUCAAAUUUGAUCAGCUCCUGGGAAAAAUACGACAUGAAUAGCAAAGACCAAAAGACAAACGCAACAGUAGCAACUAAAUGUAAAUCAUCUCAAACCAAUAACAACAACAGCAGCAACAACAACAAAUUGUCAUCAGUUUCAACAACACCCUCUUACUGCUCAUCCUCAUCAUGUCUAACAUUAGAAGCCUCUACAGCUAACUCAGCCUCAGCAGCUCUUUUGCUGCCACCCUCCUAUGAUAUGGCUGCUACAAUGUCUCUGCUAUCAGAGCCUAUGACAACAGGCGAUAAUGUUAGCAUUAACAUGCCCCAAUUAGAGACGUGUGCAACAUCAGCAAAAACCUCAAGUGAUUUAACAGACAUUAUAACUGUAUGAUUAGCUUGUUAAAGAAAAUUUUUUUUUUUUACAAUUUCCCAAAAAACAAGGAAAUUUGUAUUAGGAUUUUAUUUUUAAAACCCUCCUCCCCUCCUCCUCCUCCUUCUCUCUUUAGGAGGAAAAGUGUACAUAAGUUUGUAAAUAGUUUACAGAAAAGUGAAAAGUUAUUAUUAAAAAAAAAAAUUAAAACAAAAUGGAGAAAUAUUAAAAAAAUAUACACACUCAAGUUUCACACAUUAGCAGAACUGUUCGAAACCAAAUUUUAACAAAUUUUUUGUUAAAACAAUUUUUUCCUAAAAUCCCCAUUUUGUUAUUAUUUAUUUAAAUAAUUGUUUAGGUUUCUUUUCUUGUUAUUAUUUAAAUGCCUGUAAAUAAUUUAUUAUUAUUUUUUUUAAUUGUAUAAAUCUAAAGACUGAAUAGUUUAUGUUUUUCCUUUGUGUAUAAUAAUUAUUAUUAUAAUUUUUAUUAAAAUUUUUAAGUUAUAAAAUUUUUUUUAGUAAUUUUAAGCAAAUGAUCUUGUAGUUAUUUAAGUCUAUUGAAAAGAAAUUUGAAAAAAAACAAAAUUCCAAAAAAUUUUAACAAAAAAUUAAAACAUAUUGAUUGAAAAAAAAUUAAAACACUUUUGAGUUUUUAUUAUUUUUAGAAAUUUUUUUCAGUUUUUUUUCCUUUGGAAACCCUUUAACUAAUUUGAGUUUAAGUAGUUAUAUUGCUAAAAUUAGUUUAAACUGUAGUUAAACUAAUCAGUAACUAAAUAGUUUAGGUACUAACUAAUGUAGUUACUCCGAGUAGUAGUAGUGGUAGCUGUCUAACUGGCUAAUAAUUAAACUAAAUCUUGCAACUUUAACCAACCACUACAGAUGUUUGAUAUAUUAACAAAACCUUCUAACCCCACUGCUUUCUGGGAUUAGAGAGCGAGGCAUCAGACCAUAAUCAAUAAUCUGGGCAAAAUUUCUGAUAAAAGUAACAAUUUCUUUGCCAAAACUUUCUGUGAUAAACACUUCUUCGUAUAGAUUCAACACAAUCCUCAUAAGUUGGAAUUAAUACACUCUCAUGGUUCGAAUAAGAUUUACCCUGAUGACUCUCAAUUUAGGGAUAAAAGUUUCUUUCAAACAUCCUCACCAGGUUCCAUCUAGUAUCGUGGUCAUCUAAUAACUAUAAACUAUGUUUAUAUUAUGUUAAACUUGAUCCUUGAAUGACGGACAUCUCUUAAGAGGACUGUGAAGGUUCAGCUUAUAUCACCAGUUCAGCUUGCACGGAAUAUAAGGCAUUAUUGAUGUCACACGUUUAUAACUUAAGACUUUUUCAUUGUAAAAAUAUUUAUAUAUCAAGAAUUCUUCAUAUUGAUUCAACACAAUCCACAUAAGUUGGAAUUAAUACUCCCUCAUUGAUUGAAUAAGAUUUACCCCGAUGGCUCUGAAUUUAGAAAUAAAAGUUUCUUUCAAACAUCCUUUACAGGUUCCACCUAGUAUCGAGGUCAUCUAAUAACUCUAAACUGUGUUAUAUAAACUUUGUUUAUAUUAUGUUAAACUUGAAUGACGGACAUCUCUUAAAAGGACUAUAUUACCAGUUCAGGUUCUACGGAAUAUAAGGCGUUAAUGUUGUCAUGCACUUAUAACUUAGAACUUUUUCAUCGAAAAUACAUUUUUAGAUAAAGACUUCUUCAUAUUGAUUCAACACAAUUCAGAUGAGUUUGAAUUAAUAUUCUUUCAAGGUUUGAAUUAGAUUUAUCCUGAUGGCUCUCAAUUAAGAGAGGAAAGUUUCUCUCAAACAUUCUCACCAGUUCAGGUUCCAACUAAUAUAAGAUAUCGAGGUCAUCUAAUAGCUAUAAGUUAUACUUAUAUAAAGUGAAACUUUGUCCUUCAAUGACGAACAUCUCUGAAUAGGAUCAGUUCAAGUUCAACACUAAAAGAGCUAUAAGUUAUAACUUGGUCCUUGAAUGCCGAACAUCUCUUAAUAUGAUUGUGAAGGUCCAGCAUUUAUGACCAGCUUAAGUUUCAACUUAGGUUCAAGACACUAUAAGAGCUAUUAGUUAUGCGUAUAUAAUGUUAAACAUGGCUCCCAAACAUCUCUUAACGACAUGUUGCUGAACGACGUGUUGUGACGACUCAUUACCGCCCCAUUGAGCUUCUUUAACGCUCACAGAUAGGAAGGCUUCUUUUGACUCAGCAACUGAUACUAAAGACGAAAGUGUAGAGAUGUACAAAUUAGUCAAAUAAGCCGAAGGCUUUGUUCUUACUCAUAGAGAACACACAGUCCUAAAUCUGGUAUGAACAGAGUUUUCUCUGAACAUACCUGGACAAGAAAGCAAGAUUCAAUUGUAUCACUUAUAUAUGAUACUUUCUGAAAGUCGAAGUCCUUUACGUAAACACCUGUCGUGUAGUCUUUUUUAACCAGUGCUUUAGCUUCUGUGACAACUCAUUAGAGCUUUUUUAGCGGUGGUUGAAAUUUACGUUCGAUCCACUUUGGUUAAGUACUUAAGUUAUCAAAUCUCUAGCCUUUGCUGAACCGUUGCUGAACUUCCGAGAUGCAAAAACAAGACUUCCGUUUACAAUCACGAAGAUGAGAUUGUAAACGGAAGUUGAGUCGGCAACAGAACUUAGAGACGUGGACGGUAGACCGAAGUACGAAUCCAUCAAAUAAACCUAAAACAUUGUUCUUACUCACAGUAAAAAUCCGUUAAAAACCUAAGACUUUGUUCUAACUCACAGAGAACACACUGUGGUAAAUCUGUUGUGAAUUGAGUUUUCUCAGAACUUAUCUGGGCAAGGAUGGACAGCAACAGCACUUAUCCCGAAAUACAGAUUUUACCGUGAAUCCGACUUUUAACCGCAACUCACUCUUCCCGCGAAUUUGUGAUUAAACCCCAGCCAUUACUUGGAACUAGAAGAAACCUCAACCAACUGACCAGGCAGCACAUAAUAACCUGUAGUACCAAAUUAUUUAUUUCUCUGGUUCGACCUCAUGACAAAUCAUUCCAUGGAAUAUCUGAGAAUUUGAAUUUCAUAAAUAUCUUAAAAGAUGUUGAAAUAUUCAACAAUAAGACUGUACUGGUUGCGGUAUCAGAAGCAGUUAUCUUAAUGUUCAGGUAUCAAGCAAUCACGUCAUAUGACUUUGUUAUAAUAGCUCCCGAAUACCGAAACUACAUCCGCAGAAGCAGCCAUGAUGAAGACUACUGUUUUCUGUAAAUUCCCCAAGUAAAUUCAUUGCGAUAAAUCGAAAUUUCAUUUAAAACCGAAAACGAUUCUGAGAUAUGUGGUUACAGCCUGAACACUUUCAGAGUGGAAGCUAGAAGAUCUAACAGAGAAAAUUGAGUGCAGUUCUGAGGAGUUUUAUAAAAUACAAUGAAAACCUCACGCCUACGACUGUUACAUAUCACAUCCAAAGUCUCAUUCUGACUGCUAUACAUUCUACGUCUGAAUCCGCUUGAAUUCAAGUAUUGUAAUGUAGAACUUCAGACUUACAUUUUUCUUGGAUCAUUCCAUAAAAUUUUUGUGGUCCUACCCACUGUUCUGUUUUAAACAAACAUGGUGAAUAACUUUCACAAAAGAAAGCGAAAAAAGGUCCAUGAUUGAAGGAGAAACUAAACGAGAAUUGCAAUCAUGAGAAUGAAUACCUUAACUAAUGUUAAAGCUUUGGGAGACUUAGAUUAGACUUGCUGAAAAGCAAGAAGGGGUUCCAGGAUAAUGUUCCACAUUUGCCUGAGCUGCACACAAUAUUCAGCCUUAGGAACUCUUCUUCAGGGAUAACUGUUAAUUCAAAAAAAUUUCAUUUGCCUUUACAGUUGUCGACACUUAAACGUGCAGGGAGAAAGUUUAGAGAGCGGCAAUAUAACCUUUUGAAGGACUAAGCUUAUCGGUAGUUGGUCUAUACUGUAACUUCAUUGGUGUUUUCAUUUACUUUCUAGCUUUUUGGUAGAGCUAGACAUCUCUUUAGGAAUUUGAAUAGGUGACACCCACUAGUUUAUAGUCUAUUUCUAUUGGGUUCUUUUUAGGAAGAUGGACAACAAUAAUACUAACUAUUUAUAAUGCACCUGUCUGAAAACUAAAGUAAAAAGAUCAAAUAUGUAAUGUCCUUUAAUGGUCCAUGCAUUCUAUUCGAUAUUUACAACAAUUUCUGUAAAUAUUUUAAAAUCGAUUAAGAAAUUAGUUAAAGGGUUUCCAGAGUUUACUUAAAAAUAAUUUUUAUUAAAUUAAUACCAUAUACUAAAGGUAAUUUUAAAAUUAAUUUUCAAUUUAUCUCAUAAUAUAUGUUCAUUGCCAUAGAUUGACCUAAUUGAAAAUAAUAAUCUAUUUUAAAACUUUAAAAUUUAUCAUUUUGCAAACUAUUUAUAUAUAUUUUAUUAAAAUAUAUAAA